AACAUGAAUAUUGUUGAUCAAUUCCUUCGUAACAAUUAUAUUUUGGCCAUUUGUGAGGAUGCAAUCUGCAAGAAAUCAUUUACUCUUCAUCUGUCGCAUUUUAAAAUGUCGGAAGUACCGGAUUUAGUGGAGAAAUGUGAAAUAUUAUUGAAAUUGUUUUUGAAUCGUAAUCAAUUGACCAGGCUGCCAUCGUUUUUAACGAAAUUCACCAGCCUACAAAUACUAACAUUGGACUAUAACCAACUGAAUGAAUUUCCUCUGGUGCUGUGUCAACUGAUCAGUUUAAAAUCUCUAAAUAUUAGUUGUAAUUCCAUAACAAAAUUACCGCGAGAAAUUUGCCAGCUAACACAAUUGGAAACAUUUUGGUGCAACAACACUGGCCUGUUGGAAUUGCCCGAGGAGUUGGGAAAUUGUGAUCGUUUGGAGACAUUGGGUGCCAGAGGAAAUCAACUGCAAACACUACCCGCAACUAUGUGCCGCCUAAAGAGACUACGUUGGCUAACAUUGGAAAAUAAUCGACUAACAGUGAUACCCGACACCUUGGGCGAACUGACGAAUUUGAUACAUUUAAAUUUGAAAUCGAAUCGGUUAACGCACAUACCCAAUUGUUUGUCGCAGCAAAAGAAAUUGCAAUAUGUCUUCUUAAAUUGUAAUUGCAUAGCGACAUAUUCCUCGGAAGAUCUACUAAAAUCUUUGAGCCAUAUACGUAUGCUUAAUAUCUGUGAUAAUCCCGUGUGUGAUGUACCAACAUUGCAGGAGAAGUUAAAGGAACAUUAUAAUAUAUUCUGCGAUAAUAGUCAAGAAGAUGAUGUGACCGGUAGCGAUACGGUAAAUGUCGAAAAUGAUGUGGAUGAUGACAAUGGGGAAUAUCAAAGCGAUUGGGAAAAUUCUAUAGAAACAAGUGACAUCGAUUCCACCGAUUCAAGUAGUACAGAAAAUAAUUUAGAGGAUAUUUCAAUACUUAUACCGGAACUAUCACGUUAUAUUACAAAUUUCAGUUAA
Molecule: messenger RNA, 1002 nt
Organism: Musca vetustissima
Lineage: Eukaryota; Metazoa; Arthropoda; Insecta; Diptera; Muscidae
Product: leucine-rich repeat-containing protein 57
Exons: 4
Coding region: 4-1002 (332 amino acids)
Molecular function (GO): protein binding
Source: RefSeq, a predicted model, not a curated record